This is a messenger RNA of Chrysochloris asiatica (Cape golden mole), 1815 nucleotides long. It is a transcript of the gene PARP2, whose product is annotated as poly (ADP-ribose) polymerase 2. The transcript has 16 exons. The record is from RefSeq and is a predicted model, not a curated record. Gene Ontology annotation, molecular function: NAD+ poly-ADP-ribosyltransferase activity. Bases 1 to 1719 code for a protein of 572 amino acids. NCBI's taxonomy places the organism in Eukaryota, Metazoa, Chordata, Mammalia, Afrosoricida, Chrysochloridae.
AUGGCGGCCCGGCGGCGGGGGACUAGUAGCUGCCGUACGCGAGCUUCUGUAGCAUUAAAUGACACUAAGAGAGUUAAUAAUGGCAGCACAGCUUCAGAAUACUCUCCUCCUGAUAAGAAAACGAAAAGAUGCCAGAAGCAAGCAGUGAAAAAAGAACCUGUGGUUGGAGGAAAGGCUGAUGAUUAUGACAAGACAGAAGACAAGCAAGAAUCUGUGAAGACCUUACUGUUAAAAGGCAAAGCUCCUGUAGACCCGGAGUGCACAGGCAAGGUGGGGAAGGCUCAUGUAUACUGUGAAGGGAAUGACAUCUAUGAUGUUAUGCUGAAUCAGACCAAUCUCCAGUUCAACAACAACAAAUACUAUCUGAUUCAGCUGUUAGAAGAUGAUGCCCAAAGGAACUUCAGUGUUUGGAUGAGGUGGGGCCGAGUUGGGAAAAUGGGGCAGCACAGCUUGGUAGCUUGUUCAGGGGAUCUCACCAAGGCCAAGGAAAUCUUUCAGAAGAAAUUCCUUGAUAAAACAAAAAAUAAUUGGGAGGAUCGUGAAAAGUUUGAGAAGGUACCUGGAAAAUAUGACAUGCUACAGAUGGACUAUGCCUCCACUGCACAGGUUGAAGAGGAAACAAACGAAGGGGAAACUCUAAAAUCCCCCUUGAAACGUGAGUCGCAGCUGGAUCUCCGGGUACAAGAGCUGAUAAAGUUGAUCUGUAAUGUCCAGGCCAUGGAAGAAAUGAUGAUAGAGAUGAAGUAUGAUACCAAGAAAGCCCCACUUGGAAAGCUGACAGUAGCACAAAUCAAGGCAGGCUACCAGUCUCUUAAGAAGAUUGAGGAUUGUAUUCGGGCUGGCUGGCAUGGAAGAGUACUCACAGAAGCUUGCAAUGAAUUCUAUACCAGGAUCCCACAUGACUUUGGACUUCGUAUCCCUCCACUAAUUCGAACAGAGAAAGAACUGUCAGAAAAAGUGCAACUACUAGAGGCAUUGGGAGACAUUGAAAUUGCCAUUAAACUGGUGAAAACAGAGCUGCAAAGCCCAGAACACCCACUGGACCAACACUAUAGAAACCUACAUUGUGCUUUACACCCUCUAGACCACACAAGUUAUGAGUUCAAAGUGAUUUCCCAGUACCUACAGUCUACCCAUGCUCCCACACACACUGACUAUACCAUGACCCUCCUGGAUGUUUUUGAAGUAGAGAAGGACGGUGAGAAAGAAGCGUUCAGAGAGGACCUUCCUAACAGGAUGUUGCUGUGGCAUGGUUCCAGGCUGAGUAAUUGGGUGGGAAUCCUGAGCCACGGGCUUCGAAUUGCCCCACCUGAGGCCCCCAUCACAGGGUAUAUGUUUGGAAAAGGAAUCUACUUUGCAGAUAUGUCUUCCAAGAGUGCCAAUUACUGCUUUGCCUCUCACCUAAAAGACACAGGACUACUGCUGCUAUCAGAGGUAGCUCUAGGUCAGUGUAAUGAGCUACUAGAGGCCAAUCCUGAGGCUGAAGGAUUGCUUCAGGGCAAACACAGCACCAAGGGUCUGGGCAAGAUGGCUCCCAGUCCUUCAUGUUUCAUCACCCUGAAUGGGAGUACAGUGCCCUUAGGACCAGCUGAUGACACAGGAGUUCUGAAUCCAGAGGGUUAUACCCUCAACUACAACGAAUUCAUUGUCUAUAACCCCAACCAAGUCCGUAUGCGAUACCUACUGAAGGUUCAGUUUAAUUUCCGACAGCUUUGGUGAAUGUGUAUAUUGAAUAAACCAGAGAACGUAAGCUCUUCAAUUAAGAAAAUAAACAAUGUUAUACUUUAUAAUUUUCUAAUAUUUUAUGUAAUAAAA